Molecule: messenger RNA, 1699 nt
Organism: Penaeus monodon (black tiger shrimp)
Lineage: Eukaryota; Metazoa; Arthropoda; Malacostraca; Decapoda; Penaeidae
Product: testis-expressed protein 264-like
Biological process (GO): protein-DNA covalent cross-linking repair; reticulophagy
Cellular component (GO): replication fork; nucleus; endoplasmic reticulum membrane
Source: RefSeq, a predicted model, not a curated record
AUAACAGGCUUUCAGUGAUCAGUCGAGCGGCAGUAUGGAGACCGAGACGGCUCUGCUCUGGGGCUUCAUAGUCCUCCUGCUCCUCGUCGUGGCAACGGUCACAGCCUUGCUCGUCCACUCGGGGCUCCUCAUCCCUGUGGAUGUCAAGACGUGCAAACCUGACAUAGGUGAAAUCCAAAUUGCUUACAAGUUUGCUCAAGGCCCAUACAAGGAUUCUGGGAUGCUCUUUACUGAAGUCCAUACACUAUUACCACAGUAUCGUACUAUUGGUGUUUAUUAUGAUGACCCAAACACAAAACAGCCCCACAAGUUGCGCUACAUUGUGGGCAUCAUAUUGUCAGAAAAUGGUAGUCCAACUAAUGCAGAACAUCUGAAACUCCUUGAAGAAAAUAAUUACAGAUUUGCAACAUUUCCAUCAAUUGACCAUGCAGUCCAAACUAGAUUUCCAUUCAAAAGUACAAUUUCAAUUAUUGUGGCUAUAAUGAAAGUUUAUCCAUCUCUUCGUGAGUACAUUGAACACAGAAGUUUGUGUGCUCGUCCAUUCCUAGAAGUCUAUGACAACGAGAAGUCAGAGAUUUUGUUUGUGGGCCCACUGGCACGUCAGGAUGAUUUCUAUGUCCCAGAGGUGCUACAGGAGGAAGAGGACAACAGAGAUGACGAUGACUUUGAGGAUGAUAGGACAGAGAAUUCCAGCCGGUCAUGGGAUGAGUCUGCAUCUUUCAUACGAGGUGGUGGUGAUCUGAAUGAUUCAGAAUGUUCAGAAAGUGUGGGUGAUGACAGUUCCAGCCACCCUUUAGCCUCAACACAAGAGAGCCCCAGUGUUCCACUCUCUUCCUCGGUACAAGACAGAACAGAUUCCUCCACACUUCAUGUCUUACCUCCACCUGCCCAGGGAGAACCAGAAACACCAGGAGGGAAUCAUCCUGUUCCCCCACCAAGUGAAGCUUCAGUAGCCAGCACUUCAGCUCUGGUUCCUCCAGCUCCAGCCAAUGAGGGUGUGGAUGGGGCCGACACAGCUUCAGCUGGAGGAGAUGAAAGUGAUGCUAAUACUGGCUCUUCAUUUGAAGAGAUUGAUGAGAGAGAAGCAGCAGUUAUGCCUGAAGCAGGCACUAUGGAUGAGAAUCUUUCUGCCUCUGUGAAAAAGGAUGACGAUGAAGGGGAACGAUAAAGAUUUUUAUAUUUUUUUGCAUUUUGGAUGUGAAAGAUGAUAUGGUUUUGUCUUGCUAACAGAUAGCUAAUGCUAGUAGUCAUAUAUAGAAAGCAUGCAUGCAACGUGAAAUAAAAUCUAGAAAAAAAAGAAAUGUAGUGUCAGCUUUUUUAUGAUCACCAUUUACAAGGAUUUUCUUUCUUUCUUUUUCUGGCCUACCAUACAUAAAGCAAUAGUUAUCAUUAAAUCAUGUCUGUGAAAGUGGAGCUGGUAAGGCAAUAUACUUACACCAUAUUUUAUUAAACCAGAAGAGAAAGCUACUUUAUGAGUAGUAUUUCAUCCCCUAGAAAAUCUGGAUAAAUAUUGUAAGGAAAGUUAAAUAUCCUGAAAUGUACCUAAUGAAAAUUUUCUUUUGGUAGAUUCAAUGGUAUUGACUUGCCACUGUAUAUAUUACAGAUAUUUUUUGAAUCAGAGUCCAUAAUUGAAGAAGAUGGUAUCAAAAUGUACCUCUAGUUUUCUAAAAGGUAAUGAAAAUAAAAUUAUUGCAGUGUU